This is a messenger RNA of Aureobasidium pullulans EXF-150, 2323 nucleotides long. RefSeq lists its product as uncharacterized. The record is from RefSeq and is a predicted model, not a curated record. The coding region runs from base 277 to 2205 and encodes 642 amino acids. NCBI's taxonomy places the organism in Eukaryota, Fungi, Ascomycota, Dothideomycetes, Dothideales, Saccotheciaceae. The transcript has 2 exons.
UCACCAUCCGUUGUCAACAUUCGGGACUUCAACGGUGGUCAACACACACUGCAGAAAGACGAGAUCUGCGUGUUAACUCCCACGCUUACCCUUUAGGAUUGGCAUUGCAGUACCUGGAUGAUGCUAGGCAUGACCCUGAGAAACGACGUCAGAAAAAGCUUGCGAUGAACACAUUGAUGUAUCUGCCUCACGGAGCUCUAGCUAUAUAAACAGGACACUGCUUGUGUUACUUCCGUUCCAUAUCCCCUAAACUUUCCAAACAUCACACAACUCAUCAUGGCAUCCCCACAAGUCGAACAAAAGCAGGACUCUCCCAUUGACAGUAGCUUCAGCAUGGACAAGCUCCGCGCUGCUCUUCCUGUCGAUGCCGUCCUCAGCAGAUCCCAGUCCAUGUACUCCAACGUUGGAGGUGGUUAUUCCGGAGAGCAUUCAUCAUCCAGAUCUGGAUCGUCUAUGGCACACCGCUCCGUGCGCCGCUCCACAUCGAGCGCAUCUCGUCGCCGAGGCUCCGUUGCAUCUUCUUUCCGCAACUCAUUGGCCAUUGAGAACACUGGUCAUGCCGAGGCCAAGUUCUUCGCCUUCCUCGACAUGGUUGCCAAUGCCUCUAGAGAAGCUUCAUCAUUGAAGGAGCUCUGGUCGCAGAUGGCUGCUGAGCGCCGCAACUUCGCUGCCGAGCGUGAGGAGCUGCGUGAGCAGAUUGAGGAAGUUUCAUACGAGCUUGAGACCAGACAGAACGACAACCACAGACAUGAUGGCGAGCUUGUUGAGCACAAGGAGAAGGUCCGAUCCAUUUCCAUUGAGCUCACCACUGCCAUCAACAGACUCGCAGCCGAGAAGAACAAGCUCAACGAACGCGACCAGCACAUUGACCGCCUCCGCAACGAACUUAUUGGACAGCAAGAGCUUCAGUCUACUUUCCGCUCUCAAAUCGACCGCCUCAAGGCCGAGUAUCAGUCUCAUGAGACUUUGUUCAAGGCCAUGCAAGAUGACCGUGAUGGUGCAAGAGAAGAUGCAGACAGAUACCAGCGUAGUCUCCAGAGAGUCACUCAAGAGCGUACUGAGAUCACCAGCAGACUCGAGGAGGUCCAGACCGCCCUUGACACUCUUCGCAAGGAGGCUCUUAUCUCCGCAGAACGUCUGAGAAAGUAUGAGCUCGACCAGGACGAGAAGAUCCAUGAGAUCAACCGCCUUAAGGAAGAGCUCCGCAAGUCUCGCAGCAGAGAGGAGGAGUCCGGUUCUGAACUUCUUAUCAUUUCUGAGAAGUACAGCCAGUCCAACCGCGACAUCAGCAAGCUCAAGGACACUCUCCGCACUGUUGAGGGCGAACGCGAUGAGCUCACCCACAUCGUCGAUGUCAAGAACCGCGAGAUCAAGUCCACCAUCGCCCGCCACGACGAGGUCCAGACUCUUCUUCUCGAGAAGACCACUCUCCUUGACAGCCUCCGCCGCGAGUUGUCUCUCUUCGAAGACCGUCUCCGCAGUGCCGAGCUCGAGAGAGAUGAGAAGCACGAAGCCCUCGAGCACUCCCGCGAGCAGCACAAACUCGUCAUCAUCACCCGCGACGAACUCUCCAACGAACUCAUCACCGCCCAAGGCAAGGUCGACGCCUCCAAGCGCCAAAUCGCCCUCCUCACCGACACCGCUCAGAAGACCGAACAGGUCAUCAUCGACACCCGCGCCGAAGUCACUCAACUCAACGGUACCAUCAAGGGUCUCGAGCGCGAACGCCUCGACUGGCAAAAGAAGAACACCACCCUCACCGACCAGCUCGUCGAACUCAAGGGUCGCAUCGUCAUCCUGCAAACUGAGAUCCACGAAGCCGGCGGCGAGCGCGAAGGUCUCCGUGACGAGCUCCGCCGUUCCCGCGAAGAGCUCGAGGAGGUCACAGAGACCAUCACUCAAGACGAAUCCGCCGAGUUCGAAUUCGAACUCGAGAACAUGCGCGCCAUGCUCCGUGAGGCCCGCGAGCAAAAGGAACAAGCUAUUGCUGCACGCGCCUCUGCUGACCGCGAGCGCGAUGAGGUUUACUCCAAAUACGAGAGCAAGUGCCGUGAGCUUGAGCGCUUUGAGGAGGAGGCUUCUGCCCGCAUGCACGCUGCUGCUUCGUCUUCUGGCGGUUCCAAGUCCUCGACUACCACCACUACCAGAAAGAGCAGAGUCUCCGGUGGUAGCUCGAUGCAGCAGAGCAGUGAGCAGCAAUCGUGAUUUGCUUUGGGGGUCAAAGCCAGAAUCAGCGCAAUUGAAAUGAUUUAAUGCCGAUGUAUCAGUAGCAUGAAGUAGUAGUAGUAAUUUGACGAUGUAUCUUUCUUAUCCUAUGCGGGUC